AGAAAACCUGCUCGCUAAUGUGGAGACUGGAGACGUAAAAAUAAUAAUAAUUGGAAUUGCGAGUCCCAUCGGCGUUUUUCAUCCAGUAUCCAGACUAUAGCGUUCUCACAGUGACGUAUAUUUCCUGUAUAAACACACUUGAUCUAAUUUUAAAACGCCAUACUUUCCACACAACUACGCCGACAUCACAAUCUAAUGUAACACGGGAUUAGUUUAGCGUAAUUGCGGCGAAUUAAAAAGGACAAAACAAUGUUCAUUAAAAAAAGUUACAUUGCCGAUGCAAUACAGUGUUCGUGAAACUUCUCGUUGCAACGAUGCAGAAAUUCAGAAGCUUCGGGUCAAACGAGAUUGACACGAAAGCGAAAUGGAUGAUUUUCGUUGUGUACCUGUUGCUUAUAGGGAUUUUAGUGCUGGUGUCUCUGAUUGUUAUUUACUUUUAUUUUCCACAUAUUCUCAAUCUCAAACCUAAAGGUGACAACAGCACAUACUGCGAUACAAGCGAGUGUUUGGAAACAGCGUGGAGAAUAACGGCUGGAUUGGAUCUGGAAGCUGAGCCAUGCGAUAACUUUUAUCAGUUUUCUUGUGGGAACUGUGCGAAAAAUGUUUGCCGCGUCGAAAAGGGCAACCAAAUCGAAUAUUUGAUCACGGAAUCCAUAAGAGAUGAAGAAAAGGAACCGUUACUUAGUUUGAAGAAGCUCUACCAAACAUGCAGCAGCUUGACAAGUGCCAAUAUCGAAGUUGAUGAAGAAUUUUGGAAUCUUAUCAAGGAGCUUGGUGGUUGGCCAAUCUUGCAAGGCUCCAAAUGGACAUCAUUCGAUUUGAAGGAGGCAAUAUUGAAGUGCUUCAACUUAGGGUUGCCUUACGAGUGGAUCAUAGAGAUUGGUACAUUCCGUACAUGGUGGGAAAAGCUUGAGUUUACUCCUCCUAAGUCACGUAACCCAUUCCUCGAAGAUCCAUUUGCCGAAUCCCUUUACACAGAAUUAAUCGAUAGAACUGCAGAAUCUAUGGGUGCUUCAAAGGUGGAGAGGCUGGAUGUGAGAAAGAUUGUUCAACUAGAAAAGAGGAUUAAUCUGCUGUCGAAGAAAUACAACGAUUUGAAACAAAGGCCUUUUAGACUACGAGAGCUCAAAAAAAUAAUUCCACGUCUCGAUCUACAGGAACUAUUUAAUAAUGUUUCCGAAAAUGACAUACACGAUAACAGCUACAUAUUUUCAAAUUACUAUUUUGUGAAGGAUCUUAGUCUGCUAUUAGCUGGUACACCACCUCGAACGCAAGCGAACUAUUUCAUAUGGAAAAUCAUCCAGUCUUUCGGCAUUUAUUUAUCAGAUCCUGUUGGAAAACACUUUAGAGAUGUUUUGUACAGUUCAAAUGAACGAAGCAGGACAUGUAUAGAGGACAUCACAUCCAGGUUUCCACAGACUGUCGGUGUGGCUUAUGUCAAAGAAAAGUUAGACGACGAAAUACACGAAGACAUCAAAUCAUUGUUUGAAAAUGUGAGAGAAGCAUUCGCAAAGAGGGUAAUGAACAUCGAGUGGAUUGAUCCUCUGUUUAAAUCAACUAUUGAAGACGAAAUUGAAAUGAUUUCACUGUGGCAUUACACUGAUCAGGAUCCAAUACCCGACACCAGUGAAGAUGAGAGGCUGCCCUCUGCCUCCAAUUCUACAAGUAUUAUUUACAUGAUUCGACAGCAAAACCUUUACAAAAGAUAUAAUUUGCUACCUAGUGAAAAGUGGACAAAUUACUAUGAUAUUUGCGAAAGAGAUGGUAAACUGCAGUAUUUAUUCAUAGACUCCAAAAUUGUAAUACCGAUGCCUGUCUUACUAAGUAAGUACUACAGCUACAACAGCAAACCAAAUUACUUGAACUACGCAAAUCUAGGAGUAUACAUUGCAGACAUACUGAUUCAGCGAUAUGAUAUUGAUACGAUACAGGCUCAUUCUUACUAUGAUAAUAACACUCUAAUAGAGUACACAACAAGGGUAGACUGUAUUAACAGCCAGUUUGACAUAUUCAACAACAGUACCGGUUGGACUUUUGAAUACUUUGCUGACGCCGUAGCAAUCGGUGUAGCAUUUGAAGCAUACGUUAAAUGGGUGGAAGAAAAUGGAGAAGAGGAUUUGCUUCCAGGACUACCAUUCACUCCGUAUCAAUUGUUUUGGUUACAAGCUUCCUCGAAAUUCUGUCGCACUCCAUUUGAAGACCAGGGUGAAGCAUUUUGGAAAACCAGAAUGGAAUCCCCAUUAAAACACAAUCCGGCAUUCGCAGAGGUGUUUUAUUGUGAUUUGGGAAGUGAACUGAAUCCUAAGUGGGAAAGAUGUUCUGUGUUUAAGUGAUGAGCUCAGGGUUGCAUAGUGGAGUCUCAGACAUCAAAAGUUUAUCAAAAACGAAAAAUAGAACAUGAUCAUAACAUCGAAAAACUCAUGCCUACCCAAGUUAUUCUAUCUGGUUCACUUAUUUAUCUACACUUAAUAUUUACCACAUCGCAAUCUAGUUUAAGCCUAUAUUUGCAAUAUCGCCUCAAAUAUGAUAGUAUUGUACUUUCCAAGAUUAAUGAAGUAUAUAUAUAUAUAUAUCAUUUGAAUCUAAAUGUACUAAGCUAAAUAUUUGUUUGAUACUAAUGAUAAUAAACUAUAAACGAGAGAUAAAACAAAGGACCGAUCUAAAAUGCACCAUGGGGAUGAUCGAAGUAUUAUACUCUACUUCUUUCGCCUAUUAUGUAUUUAAACCUCAUUUCACACCACGUUCAAAUCCACGCGCUCCUGUUGCCUAGGAGCCAUAAAAGCUUGGGCAGGCGGCGACAAGCGAACAUAAGCGUCGCUCUAAUGCGCAUGUUUUGAGUAAAUGAUUUUUGAAUAGGGCAUAGUAAUUAUUGCAAACAAUGUAAAUACCUCUUAGAACACACAUGUGAUGCCAUAUAAGACUACUCGUUAUUAAGAACAAAAUAGUACUAAGCCAACAGCUUUAAAAUUAAUUGUUUGAUAAUAGUAAAAAAUGGAACACUGAUAUUUUUAAAGUAACCAAACAAAUACAAUAUUAAGGUAUUACAAAUAAUUUUAAUGCUUUAUUUCAAUGCCUAUUUCUUAAAAAAAUCCUAUUCAAGUACAUUUACCUGUAGCUGUAGUAUUAGCGUUUCAAGGAGCAAAUAUAACUGGCAAUAGACUUUAGAUUUUCAUAAAUAGCAACUUUAUUCAACAUAUAUUUAAUUAUACACUACAAACUGACAAAUAUGUGGUAAGUAAUACUGAUCAAAUGAUGCUAAAUUUAUUCUAGAUUUAGGUUCGUCAUCCACCUUCAUCUGUCUUGCUAUCGCAUUGGAAAACAUCGCAGCUUUGUGCGGAUAAUCCUAUGUUCAUAGCGGCUUGCAUUUCUGAUAAUGCUUGUUGGUACUUUGUAUCAUCUAGCUCGACCACCAACUUGGUUAGUUUCAGUACUAACGUUCCUGUUUCGAUAUACUUCUUUGCUUCCUCGGGUUGUUUGCAGGCUAUACUUUGUAGGCAGCCUGGAGACCCUUAAAUAGUAAAAAAGAUUGGAUAUUAUCUGGUAAAACAUUAUGUCUGUUGUGCCAAAAUAAAAAUCCAGUUCUAUGCCAGUCCGAAAAUGGUGACAAAAUUUAUUUUUUUCUCCAGAUUUUUUCCUUGGACCAUUGUGAACAAAAAAGGUGUUUAUAUGCUUUUCCCUAAAGUUAGUAGUUUUAGAGAUGUAAGUGAAUUAAUAUUUGAAAAAAGUACGAAGUGUAUUUCCGAUCCCAAUAAGCAAAAUUAAAAAACGAAUAUUUUAAUGAUUCCAAAGUUCCUAAAUAUUCAAAAAACACCCGUUAAUAAAAUCCCAAAGCACUUCAUAAGAUAUUAUUAUUGUAUACCUUUGUUUCGUAAUUUCCAAACAAGCUAACGUAAACAGGUUUACAAUAACAAUACCUCAUAAAGUGACUUGAGAUUUCUUUAACGGAUAUUUAGGAAUUUUGGCAAUUUAAAACUAAUCAUUUUUUAAUACUGUUUUUUGGAGUCAAAAAUGGCAUAUUUCGCACUUAUGCAAAUAUUAAAUCUUUUAUAUCCCGAAAACUAUCAACUUUAAAGAACAGUCCAUUGAAACCUUUUUUUCAAAAUAUC
Molecule: messenger RNA, 4106 nt
Organism: Acanthoscelides obtectus
Lineage: Eukaryota; Metazoa; Arthropoda; Insecta; Coleoptera; Chrysomelidae
Source: the annotation of a GenBank genome assembly